UAAUGAGUUUCAUCUAUUUCUCUGCUGUGCUUGUGAGAAUUUGUUUUCCCCAAGCUCGCUCUCCAGUCAAUGGAGACAAGAGAAAGAGCCAGCCCAUAGAUGCCCUGCAAAACAAAGCUUAUCCGUCUCUUUCACUCUUCUCUCACUCUGCACUGACUGCAUAGGAGGAAGUUAACUUGCUCAGCCUGAAGUAUCUGCACAGCAGUACCUUUUGCGAGCCUCCUCCUAUUUUUUCUAACCUGGACCAUCCUUAAGAAUUUUACGGUGAAUUUUAUUUCCCCUCAGAAAUGUAAGGCGUUUAGGAUGUUUGGUAGUGAUAACAAUUAGAAACUCUUUGGAAACUACUGCAUUUCUGUGCAGAAUAGCAGCAGGUGAGAGCGUGUGACAGAUCCACUUCUGCAGUGUCUUUGUCUGUGAUGUACAGGAGGCCUGCCAGCAAGGGAGAAGAAGAGAAGGAAGGAUAAAGUCUUGCAUCCAGACUGUGAGAUCAUUGCACUUCUUUGUGCCGGGUUCCUCUCUCAGCAGGAUGAACUGGAGUUGGCCAUGGGACAAGGAAAUGAAACUGUCGUUACUGAAUUCAUCCUCGAGGGUUUCUCAGGGCUUAAUCAAAGGCUGCAGUUCUUCCUCUCUCUGGUCCUCCUACUCAUAUACCUGACGACAGUGAUGGGGAAUACAACCAUCGUUUUCCUCGUGUGUGUGGAUAGCCGCCUGCAAAUCCCUAUGUACUUUUUCACUGGCAACCUGGCAUUCCUGGAAAUCUGGUUUACCUCCUGCACAAGCAUCAAGUUGCUGGUGAUUCUGAGCUCUGGCAGGAGAGCAAUCUCUGUAAGCGGCUGCUUUGCCCAGUCCUAUUUCUAUUUUGCCCUGGGUUGUACGGAGUUCAUUCUCCUUGUGCUCAUGUCCUUUGACCGUUUCCUUGCCAUCUGCCAGCCCUUGCGCUAUGCUGCCAUCAUGACGCAGCAGCUCUGCAUCCUCCUGGUUGUUGCUGCUUGGGUCUCAGGCUUCACGUUCAUGACUUACCACCUGGUACUGCUCUCAAAGCUCACUUUCUGUGGUUCAAACAAGAUCCAGCACUUUUUCUGUGACAACUCCCCCUUAUUCCAGCUGUCCUGCUCUGACACCAACUUGCUGUGGAGAAUAGACUCCGUUUUGAUCCUGUUCAUUGUGCUGGGUUCACUGUGUUUAACUCUGUCAUCUUAUGUGUGCAUCUUUUUCUGUAUUCUACACAUGCCUUCCAGGAGGAAAAAAGCUUUUGCUACUUGUUCUUCCCAUCUCGUCUCAUUGGCCAUUGCAUUUGGAAGCUGCCUUGAUCUCUAUUCACAUCCCCCAGAACAUGCUUCUUUGGAGACCAACGAAAUUGUGGCUUUACUGAACACUGUCCUGUACCCGUUCUUAAACCCUUUCAUCUACAGCCUUAGAAACAAGCUUGUGGCUCUGGUCCUGAAGGAUGCCAUUGCCCAUGCAAGAGCGCAGCUUUUCCCUCAGUCGUGAUGCAUUUCUGGACAGCAAUCUGAAUUAUCUGCUAUUGUAUAUAAUGCUGCUGGGGUGUAGGACACACUAUGUAGAGGAGAAGCAUCUUUGGAUUGCAGAAGUGUUCUUAAGGGAUUUUAGGGAGGUUCCAAAAGCAGGAAAACUGGGCAUUUAGGUGACAUAAAGUGCAGCAAGUGUGGGAAGAAAACAAGGGGUUAGGAGAUGGAAAGGGCUUGUUAAGUAUACAUUUAUCUGGUACUGCCCUGCACCUGAUCUGCACACUUUGUCUCGUCUUCCAUUUCACUCUAUUCUUCUGUCUUCCAUUAAACGCUAUUUCUACUCUUUGCUGAGUGAAGUUCUCUCUUCUGCAUGACGUGUACGUGGCAGUGCAGCCAUUGGACAGAACAAGGUGGGGACGGAAUGAAUUUAGGUGUGUGUGUGACUGGGGUGGUCUGUGCCCACAGCUGGACUGCAGCUAUGGCCAUGGAGGCUUAUAUAUCUGGGGCCACAGCUGGGGCCCAGAGUGGAACCCUGGGACAGAUGCUGGACAGACUGAGAGUCUGAACCCAGCUGCUAAAGGUAUGUACCUAGAUAGAUAGACAGAUAGACAAAUAGAUAGACAUAUAGGCAGACAGACAGACAAAUACAUGUAGCAUAUAUGUAUAUUUUACAUAUCUCACUAACAUUUCUCCAUCCUGCUCAGCUAGAGAGGAGAUUGUGGUAGGGCUGUUGCUGCUAACUGUUUGCCAACUGGAAUUAUUCCAUGGUCCUCAGGUAAAUUGAGCACUGCCCAUUCUGUCUUGUAGUUCCCCUCUCUGGAAAGUCUGCAGAAAACAAAGACCAUGGCAUAGAGGAAGGGAAGGGGGAGAGUCCGACAUCACUGGUAGAGUUCCUCCUGUCAGGAAUCUGUCCCUCAUACCAGGCUCACUUUCUUUUCUUGCUCCUGAUCUACCUGGUGACUGUAUUUGGCAAUGUCUUCACCACUACAUCUCAAACGGUUUCAGAGCAAGUAGAUGUCGAUGAGAAUAAGAAUUGAAACCCUGCAAAAGUAAAAUUGGCUUAAGCUGCAUUCAUCCAUUCUAAAAAUUCAUCCAGAAGUCCCAGGGUGAUGUCUGGCAUUGCUGUGACCAUCUUCUGUCCCAUGUCCUUCUCUGAGGCACUGGGCAGAGAAGACAGGCUGCCAUGGACAGUAAAAGGACCACAACUCCAACAGGGGAAUGUCCUAGGAAAUUUGGGUGGGAAGCGUCAAGAGGCUUUGAAGGCAGGGAAAAGGACAGCCUCCUGCUACAAACUGCAGUUCCAUUCUCAUUUUCCCACGUCCCGGCACUUCAAGAGCCCUGGGGGACAACACUACACACUUCUGCUGUGGCCUGACCCAAGCCUGGUUCUCUUCAUCCUUAACAGCAAAAUUGACAAGGAAGCCUGUUGGCAACACACUGGCAGGUGGGAAUUCCUUCAGGACUGUCCGUCUAUGCACCUCAUAUCCAGAAGGUACUCCUAUCUUUGCUGGGGUUUAUAAGUCCACCACCAGUUUCAUGGCAAAACCAAACACCAGGGUCACUUCCUGAAGCCAAACCUGGGGCCAAGCCCUGUUAAGGAAAUCCAGGAGAGGCUGGGCCCUAUAUUGCUAAAGCACAUUCACUGGUAACAUGGAUGAAAGGAUAGAGCGUCUGGAAAAGUGGCAGAUUCAUUGAUUUACAAGGACACGUGGAGUGUGAGAAUGUUAAUUUCUGGAGAGCUGUCUGAUUGAAGUCUUCAGAAGUGGCACGAUAAGGAAAAACCAGGAAGUAAACAUGAUGGAACGUAGAUCUGAAUUCAUAAACAUGAAGACAGCUCCAUAUCCUUUGGUCAUUAAUGCAGGACAUACACAGAGAGUGUCUGUCAAGCAGUCGACAUAAUUCUUACCAGUGCUUAAUGCCUUCUGGGUCUGGCUGGGAUGGCUGUCCUCUUCCCCACCGCAGCCCACUGCAGCAGUGCUUUCUAUACCAUCUCUAUACCUUUCUAUACCAAGUGUUUUCUAUACCAUCCCUAUAACCACGAGCUCUCAGCAUGAGCUGUGCCACAUCACUGCCGUUACCCCGUGGCCACGUGUCUCAGCGCAGUUGGCCGCUGUGGUCAGUGGGAUGUCCCAGGGGUCAGGACCCUGCCCCGUGCCCGUGAGGCCGAAGGAGCAGCCCCGCAGCCCUGGCUGGUGCAGCCGUGGUGAAGGCGGCUUGGGGACACCGCAGUGACGUGCUGGGCACAGAGCCAGGAGGAAACCACCAUCUUCCUGCCUGAGCGCUGUGACACGGGGCUGUGGUUUGUGCACCUGCAGCGGUGGGUGGGCUCCAACUCCCAGUGCUCUGUGAGGAAUAACGGCCCCUGGGCGACACGCUGAGUGCUGGGGACGCUUCUGAGCCCCUAGACUCAGUCUGCAGAUCCUAGUCUGCUGCCAGGGCAGGAUCUGUCCCAGCUCCAGCUCCUUCUGGGGACGCACAUGGGGCCCACCAAGGAGGAAUGGGUGAGCCAGCACUUCCAGUAUGGGGCUCUGACCUUGCCCAAGGACCUUUCCCAGCCACUGCUCCUGGUACAGCAGGGUCUGCAGCAGGCCUAGGGGCUGUUCCCCUCCCUUACGGACACAGCCCUGGUCCCAACCCUGCGGUUCCUGCAGCGUGGGGCCAGCUGGACAU
Messenger RNA from Phasianus colchicus (ring-necked pheasant), 4139 nucleotides. Lineage: Eukaryota; Metazoa; Chordata; Aves; Galliformes; Phasianidae. The record is from RefSeq and is a predicted model, not a curated record.